Molecule: messenger RNA, 744 nt
Organism: Papilio xuthus (Asian swallowtail)
Lineage: Eukaryota; Metazoa; Arthropoda; Insecta; Lepidoptera; Papilionidae
Exons: 5
Coding region: 80-625 (181 amino acids)
Molecular function (GO): protein binding
Source: RefSeq, a predicted model, not a curated record
ACCAUUAUGACCGCUAUAAGUUGGACAUACUUUACACACUAAUCUAAUUGAAGAACAAUCUAACUAGCGUGCGGACAUUAUGAGGCAAUUAACACUUGCCGCAGUUCUUCUUACAUUGGUAGCAAAUUCAUUUCAAAUCGAAAGAUUAGAAGAUGUCUUAGUGUACGCAGUGGAACCAUCAAACAAAAUUCAAAAACGCGAAGUUACCGAUACAACUAAGAAAAAAAGCUUUAACCAAUUUAAAGAGUUUGUUGAGGAUAAAUUGGUUCAGCAUACACAAGCUUUAGAACAUUUAGUAAAAUUAGUACAAAUAAAUGAAGAAACGAGUAGACAGCUGCUUGAAAAUUUGAGCAACAAUAUUGAGCAGCCGAAACUGCCAGAAAAAAUGGAGGUAAUAUCACGUCGUUCCUUCAGUUCUAAAACAUUAACGCCAGAUGAUCCAAAUAAAAAGAUAAGUCCUUGGUGCGGUGUGGCUUUACUGUGUCAUAGAACAUAUUCCCCGGUUUGUGGUUACGAUGAUAAUUUUGGCUAUGGGAAAUUUGAUGAUGUUUGUCAUAUGCUUCAAGUUAAUUGCUACUGGAGAUACAAUUUCGCUCUCGUACCAUCAUGUCGACCGAUAAUGUGAUUUAAAAGAUUUUGAUUACUCUAUUUUUUAUGUUAUUUCGAAUUAUAUAAACAUAAAUAUGCGUUUAUAUUAAAUGUAAUUUUAUAUAGCAGUAUUAAUUAUCCAACGCCUGGUCCUAA